Owenia fusiformis is the source of this 5282-nucleotide messenger RNA. Lineage: Eukaryota; Metazoa; Annelida; Polychaeta; Sabellida; Oweniidae. The record is from the annotation of a GenBank genome assembly.
GCCCACUAAGUUGAAGAAGGUUCAUGGGAAAUGGAAAGAGUGGAAUCCUCAUAAUAAUAAAUGGCAAGCAGUAUCCGAUGAAAGGGCAAAGCAAAUAGAGUCUGGUGAUGGACCAGAUGCCACAGUGAAGGUACGUAGAGUGGCUGGAGUGUGGCAACAACAAGACAAAGACACAAAACAGUGGAAAGAUAUGUCACUCGACAAUGUUGGAACACUUGAAGAGGAGGGAAUUAAGGUUUGUGAGACAAAGAAAGUGAGAGUGAAUAAUGGUCAACUUGAGAGCCAAACACAUGGGGGUAGUUGGCAACCUGUGUCUGACCCCCAGGUAGGAUUCACCACCCCUAUCACUAAGAAGCUGAAGAAGGUUGAUGGCAAAUGGCAAGAAAAAACUGGAGACCAUUGGUCAGCUUGGGUUGAGCCCCCUGAUAACCAGGAGACAUCUAAGAGAGAGGGUGAUCCUGAAAGGAAGAGAGCUCGUCAACUGCGGGAAGUGGAUGGGCAGCUAUUAAAAUAUGAUGGGGCAAACAAUACAGUUGUAGAUGUAGGACCUGCUGGCCUAGAGGAGGAAGACAUUGUUACCAGUGAAGCAGGAAAGGUGCGCAAUAAGAAUGGACAAUGGCAACGUUUUAACUCUCACACUGGAGACUGGGUAGAUUGCAACGAAAAUGAUGCUAAGAAAUUAGACAAGGAUGGAUUAAUGUCUCAAGAACAGAAGAAAGUGAAAUUGUUGAACAACCAUUGGCAUGAAUGGAAUGAAUCUAAAGGAAAAUGGGAACCAUUGAGCACAGACAAGGCUAGGAAACUCAAUGAGGAGGGUAUCCAUGUUUUACGACCUAAGAGAAUGAGGAAAGUGAAUGGGAAGUUGCAAGUUUGGAAUAAGAAAACCAACAAGUGGAAACAAGUGUCAAAAGAGGCAGCCAACAAAUAUAAGGAGAAGCCUGCCUGUGUGAAGAAGAUAGAUGGUAAAUGGUGUGAGAAGAAUGAAGAGACCGGACACUGGGAAGUGUUACCUGAUAACGAACAAGAGAGUAUAGACAAGUUUGGCUUAGUAGCUGUGGAUAGCAAGAAGGUACGUCUAUCUGGGGGCAAAUGGCAGGAGUACAACAGCAAGCUUGACAAGUGGAUCCCUGUGAAACCUGAUCAGGCAAAGAAAUUACAGGGAGGCAUAGAGACUGUGGAUCCAAUAAAGAUUCAUCAACACGAUGGUGUCUGGUACAAACAGGACAAAGAGAAUCCUGAUACUUGGACAGAGGUGGACAAACAUGUAGCUAAACAACUCAGGGAAGAGGGUUUGGGUGUAACAGAUGGCUCAGAUAAACUUCAGAGAGAAAUGAAUAAAGAGAGAUCACGGAAGAUAUCUAGCAAUGAUAUUCCAUCUGGUAAAGACCGCCCAUCUAGUAAGGAUCGUCCAUCUAGCAAGGAUCGUCCAUCUAGCAAGGAUCGUCCAUCUAGCAAGGACCGCCCCAUGAACAAAGAGCGCACAGGCAUCAGGGAUAAGCGUGGAGAUGACGACAUAUAUGUGGUCGAGGCUGGGAAGCUAAGGAAGAAAGAUGGUAAAUGGGAACGAUGGAAUGAUGCCCAACAGAAGUGGAAGCCAGUAAGCCAGAGAGAAAGCAGCAAGCUUGAAAAGGAUGGUCUUAAAGUUGAGGAAAGCAAGAGAGUGAAGCUGAUAAAUGGUCAAUGGACAGAAAGAGAUACAACCACAGGCCAGUGGAGACCAGUCAGUGAAGACUUAGCCAAGAAGCUCAAUGUGAAAGUAAAGGUAAAUGGCAGUAAGCGUGUGAAGAAGCUGAAUGGAGUGUGGCAUGAGCUAGAUCCUAACACUAACACAUGGAACCCUGCCUCCCAACACCAAGCUAAGAAAUAUGAUGCUGGGGAUAUGCAUGUAGUGAAGGAGGUGAGACAUAGUAAGGGAAAAUGGCUAGAGAAAGAUCCACAAACUCAGCAGUGGAAAGAGAUGUCUGCAGCUGAUGUGGAGAAUAUUGAACAGAAUGGCUUGGAGAUAUUAGAUAGCAAGGAUGUGAGGCAGAGAGGUGACAAAUGGGAAGAGAGAGGUGACAAUGGAGUCUGGUCCGAAGUCACACCUGGUUCUAAGAAACAGAUUGAGGCUGGCAUACCAACUAUGGAGACCAAGAAAAUCAAGAAGAUAGGUGGCGUAUGGCAUGAGAGAGAUGAGGAGAAGAAGAUGUGGAAGAAAGUUUCUAAAAUUCAAGCCAACAAAUAUGAGCUGGAGAACCUGUCCAACCAUGGCAAGAAGCUGAGAUUACAUGAGGGUGGCAUUCAGGAGUGGAAUGAGGACACCAAGCAGUGGCAAGACUCUGGCAAAGACAAGGAGAAAAAAUCAGAGGAUAACAUCAUGUCAUAUGAGCCUAAGAAAGUCAGGUUCAUGGAUGGUAGAUGGCAAGAGAAGAAGGAGGGAGCAGAAGAAUGGGAAGAUGUUUCUGAUGCCGAGGCAGACAAGUAUAAUGCAGAAAUAGUUGCAUGUGAAGGUAAGAAGCUGCGUCUGCAUGACAACAAGUGGCAGGAAUACAAUGAGGAAACUGACUCCUGGGAGGAUGCCCCCUCUUUAAGGGUACAACAGUAUGAAGAGGAGGGUGUUCCCAUACAGGAGACCAAUAAGGUACGCAAGGUGGAUGGGGAAUGGGAAGAAUGGGACCCCCAUACUCAACAAUGGAAACAAGCAAGCAAGGAGACCAAUAAAACAUAUGAUGAGAAUGGCAUGCCAGAGACCAAGAAAGUGAAAAGAAUCAACAAAGUGUGGCACGAGUGGGAUGAUUCCACCUCAACAUGGGUGCCUGUCUCUGAAGAAAGGGCAAAGAAAUAUAAUGAUGUUCUUCAUGUGUUACGCAAACAUCGAGUUAAACGUAUUGACGGCAAAUGGCACGAGUACAACAUAAAAGAGCGCAAAUGGUUCCCAGUUGAUGAGGCCAAGGCUAAAAAGUAUGAUACAGAGGGGGUGCCUGGAAUGGCAUCCAAGAAGAUUCGCAAGAUUGAUGGCAAAUGGCACGAGUAUGAUGAAUUGGAAAAAGGUUGGAUGCAGGUUUCCAAACAACAAGCUCAGAAAUAUGAGGCUGAAAGACUCCAUAACAAGAAGCCAAUGAGGAAGGUGUCAUUCAAGGAUAGUCAUAAAGAGAAAGAUUCAAAAUCAGGGGAGAAUCAGGACGUACAGGAUCCUGCCAAAAAGGAGGAGCUGCUUGAGGCGCAAAGGUUACAGAAGUUGGCUGAGCAGGCUGCAAAGGAAGAUGAAGCACGCAGAGCAAGAGAGGCUGAAGAAGCAAAGGAUCAUGAGAAAACUUUAAGGAAUGCUGAGCAGAAUGAAAAGGAUGCGGAGGAAGAAAUGAGAAAGGCAGAAGAGGAACUGAGGAAGGCCAAAGAUGGUAAAGCAAAGAAAGCUGCGGAGGAAGCUGCCAAGAAAGCUAGGAAUAGAGCUAAGGAGUCAAAGAAUAAGAAGACACGCUACAACUUAAAAAUUGCUAUUACAAAGAGAGAGAAGCCACGACUGGAAAAAGCUGUGGGAGACUUCAAACAAGCGAAGCUGCCUGAUGACGAGGGAGACCUUGCUAAGGGAGAGAAGAUGCUUAAACUCUUCAAGUCCAGAGACGAUCUUAAUGGUGCUAUGCGCCGGCGCAAUCUCAAGGAGAUAGAGGGCGCUGUUCACAGUUUGAAAAAGAGCGGCUUUGAAGUGAAACUUGCCAAUGAGCUAGUAGAUGCUAACAAACUGAUGCUCCAAUUGAGGCGUUUGGAGCGUAUAAGAGCAGAAAUCUUGGAGUUAAAACAGUCUACAGUGGCUGAGAUCAGAAGCUACCACAAACCCCCACCUGUGGUGCAUACAGUAAUGACAGCCACAUUCCUGCUAUUGGGACACAAAGAGAAGGAAACCAAGGUCUGGAAGACAGUACAAGCAUUGGUGGGUAAAACAGGAAAGGAUGGUUUGAAACGCCGCUGUUUGGAGUUGAAACCAGACACUGUAGACUCCUCCGCUACUGCAAGAGCGGCUGAUCUCCUAGAACAGCAUGGCCUGGAUGAAGUAAGAGAUGUCUCUGCAGGGGCUGCUACAUUCUUCCUUUGGGCUGGAAGUAUUAUAGAGGAGGCGAAGGCCAUCAAGGAGCAGAAGAAAUUUGAAGCUGAGGAGAAGAAGAAGGCUGCUGAGGCAAAGAAACUGGAACAAGAGGAGAAUAAGAAACGUGCUGAAGAGGCAAAGAAAGAGAAGGAACAACGAAAGAAAGAUGAAGAACAAAGGAAAAGAGAAGAGGAACAGAAAAAGGAAGAUGUUGAUCAAGAAGCAAAUAUUGAAGAGAAGACAGUUAGUGAAAAGAGUGAAGAUGCAAAACCUGCUGACUCAACAGACAGUUAAAUGUUGAUUAUAGAAAAACAAAAAAUAAACAUUCUCAGUGGCAAAUGGAACAUCAUUAAAGGUUUGAUGAAUACUGCAGAAAAGUGUAAUUAUACAUGUACAUAAAAUAUUUGUGCUGGGCAUUUAGAAGAGCAAUUAUGUGUUAAUAAUGUGAAUAUUUUUUAUAUAAGGUAUCUUGCAUGUAAAUGUAAUUCAACGUCUCAUGGGUGUUUAUAAAAAUCAUUUCUCAUUUGAUGUGAGAAAUUGAUUGUAUUUAAUAUACGCAAUUAAUUUAAUGAAUGUCACCCCAAAAACUACAUAAUAGCAUUUGUAGUAUUGUUGGAUAUAUGUACUGUAUUAACCCUUUUGUAUAUUUUGGAUGCCAACAAGACAUUCCAAUAGUAUACAUCAUUUUGUACAUUUGCAAAGUCAUGAUGGUACCCUAGAUGUAUUUUAAACUAUUAUAGCAAUCAAGUUCAUGUUUUUAUUAGCAAAUUAUAUAUUAUAAAUUCCGUCCAGGCUCUAGUUGACCAUAGUUUGAUUCAUAAUGAAAUUUUAUAUUUGUAUUUAUAGAGCAUAUAGACUGAGUCUUAUCAGUGAGUAUUUUGUCGCAAAAAAUAAUGUUUUACUUGUGGCUGGUCCACAUCAGAUGUAUGUACAGUGUAUCAGUGGUGUAGUUAUGUACUAGUUCAAUGAGAUAAGACCUUAGAGACUGAAGAAAAAUGCAGUCUGCUGUCAAAUGAUAAGCUUAUGUUAUUUCAAAAGAUGACUUUUCUGGGACAAUGAUAAACAAAAUAAUUCAAUAUCAAGUCUGUGUCAAUUCAGUAGAAAAUUGAUCAAAAAGUACAACAUUAUGAAUAUUUUGUGUUUUUGUUUGUGAUCUAUUUUUGUACUUGUUGCAAAAUAAACAUUAAUAAAAAUAUCAUAAAAUAAAUACAUUUCAAAUAAA